Molecule: messenger RNA, 3110 nt
Organism: Cygnus atratus (black swan)
Lineage: Eukaryota; Metazoa; Chordata; Aves; Anseriformes; Anatidae
Exons: 2
Coding region: 1230-2153 (307 amino acids)
Source: RefSeq, a predicted model, not a curated record
CUUCCCAGCUUGAUCUGCCUGCCCCAUACCCGCUGCUCACGCGCUGCCUCCCCUGCACACCGACACUCCUCUUUGUGCCUGCAGCUGUGUCUCAAUUCACCAAAAUUUGGGACAAAGGGGCAGAAAUGGCUCCCAGCAAACAAAAAGCGGUAUCGUAGGUGGCUCCUGUUGGGAACAGGUCUGCUCAGCCUGGCAGCUUCAGGCGCAUUGACGGGGAUUUCACCUCGCCAGGCUCCCUGGAAAAUUCGGGAGUGUUGUGGCACGGAUCCAGCUGAGGGAGAUACUGAAGGAUCCUUCCCCUGCCAGGCUGGGGCUGCUUGGGGAAGCAGGCAAUGUCUGAGUGCCACGGAGCACCCAGAAGCAGGAGGCAGACCCCGUCCUCCCCCAGCACCCAGCACCCAGGAGUUUGGUUCCCAAAGCCUCUUCCCCCAGCCAGCAGCUGUGGCUGGACACGGGGUAAAAGCAGUGAGCUGGCUAUCAGGAAUCUGUGGACAGAACCGGCUGAGCACAGCCUGGUAAAGCGCUCAGCUCAGUGGCAUUUCUCUUUUGGCCUAAACAAUUUGGGAACGCAGCAGCCUAUCUGCUCUGAAAUGACCGGUCCCUGUGAUAGCAGGCAGAGCCCUCUUGGUUUGGCAGAAAACCAGAAAAAAAAGAGUCAGAAAGUUGCUAGCGCUGGGCAGCAGAGGACAUGCCUUCAGCCACAGGAAGGGACCAGGGACCUCUGGUCUGCAGGGGACGAAAGGGUGGACAGCAGUAACCCGGUAAGGCAGAGGUUAGUCACCAAGUUCUAUAAUUAGGAAAUAAAUAGUGUGCUAAAUAAACCCAGAGCAGAAGCUUUUGAGGAGGGCGACAGAGCUGGAAGUUGGCAAUGAGCAACCGAAUGAGAAUGUGAUGGAAAAAUACUGAGCAGGUGGGCCACGUGCCACCUCCACGGCUGGCUUGUGUGAUGCAGCCCUUCUCCCAUCCCUGGCAUUUGUCUCUUUACGUUGUCAGCUCCUCAGGACAGAAGGCCAGUCUAUUUAGAGAUCUGCAAAGUGCCCAUUACGCUUUUAGACACCAUUUUCAGAAAACACAUAAGAGUCCAAAGAGCACUGUGCAUCCAGAUCCAACAGGCUCUCAAACAGCUGAGUGCUGCAGCCGGCGAGCCUGUACCUCACAGGCGCUGCAGGGAAGGCAGAGAGGAAAAAUCAUUGCCUUUAUUUCCAUCUGUAAAGCUUUUCUGUGCUCACAUGUCCCUGACAGGCACUUUGCUUACUUUCAGCUGGCAAUCAAACCCUGUCAUAAGAGAUGUUUUCUCUCUUGCUCCUGCUGCACUGGCGGAGAUCAACACCCCGAUGUUUCCUCCAGCAAAAAGGUUUCCUAAGAGGUGCAAAGUCCCCGGGUGUUCUUCAGUGUACCGGUGCACGGUGAGUUUGCUGACCAGGAGAAAAGCUGGGCCAACGGAAAUGAAGCAGAAAGAGAGUCGGUUCUUUACGGCAGCAACGAGCAAAAGAGAGAGGGAUGCGAAGAAUAAAACGUCACUGUCACCAAGGCGUUGCACGGCAUGUCUCAGCCCGGCCUUGCACUGCACCAAGUUCUCUCUGCCUGAUGCCUUCCCAAUUGCUGGGUUUUUAGAGGUAAAAUUACAGUGCUUUUCCUUGGCCUUGGUGUACAGGGCUAAGUGCCUGCCCAAUGCACUAGGCAAAGCUCUAUUCUUCCUGGGCCUACAGUUCCCAGCACAUACAUCUGGCUUCCUUUGCAGUACCCACACUAAUCAGAGGAAUCCUCCUGUCUCCAAAGCAUUUGGGUGUUGCUGGACACCCUCAUCCCACUGCAGGGCAGGAACAUCACACGAGGGCCUGCUGGGCUGGAGCUGCCAAAUGGCUCCCUAUGAGGCAGGCAGGCUGGAAACGGAGCUCGGCUCUUCCCAGCACCCUGCCGUUACGGGACGGUUUAGGCUCCUGCUCGGAUGGCAUUUCCCCAGCAUGAGCUGUGCGCUGCGAGUGACACAGCCUCCUGGCUGCGGGCCACAUCCUGCGCACACCACUGCUCCCACAGCAGCCAGCCGCACCGUGCUGAGCAUCGCGGGGCUUCGGCUGCAGCAGCAGCAGCUCCCCACAUGCUCAGAGGGAGGGCAGCUUCCUUCGCAAGCCGCAACCCAGAGGCUGUUUUAAUAUCCUGCAGCCGGGCUUGCACUCACAAACACGCCUGCUUCCUCCCUGCCACCUCAACUCCUGCACCAGGAGGUAGAGCUGAACCCCCCCGAUGUUCUCCAGCUGACCUGCACCAGGUUCCUCCUUUCCCGCCUGGAGAUGCAGCACCUUUUCCACCCCAUCCCUUCUCCUUGCCAUAACCAGACAGCUCAGCAGUUCGGCUCCCCCUGCCGCAGAAUUUGUGCUGCCAGCUAUUCAAUGUUUUUUCUCCCCCAGUUCUCAGGUCUCGCUCCUCACUGACAGGUCUGAGCACCCCUGUAUAAAAGGCUGCCAUAUGUUUUACUUCUCCUUCUCAGCAAGCGGGCAGAUAAGAGUUUGCUUUGCUGUGCUUUGUGGCAGUGUGCUGAAGAAAGCUCCCUGCUAAUAGCCAGUUCACCUGGGCCCACUGUGAGCAGACAAGGUAUAACUGGAAUCAAUCGGACUGCAAUUGCGUGUAAUCAAACCCAAACACAUUCUUCAAAUACUUGGUUAAGAGGCUGAUACCGGAAGUUUAUCUAAUAAGCCUGUCUUGCGGCUUGAUCACAGGCAUAGCUCAGCAGACCUCAGCCCAGCCACGUUAACGCCGUGUUUAAUAACCACCACGCACCCUGGGCAUUUUUACCAGGUUUGUUAAAGGCUGAAGAUAAGGAGUUCGGCUCCUGCUUGACCGCAAGGUGCGGGAUCGCUCCUAUAGCGAGGAGAAGAGGCACUGAGGCGCUGCUGCUGUACCUCUUCCACCUUUUUCGGCUCAGCAGUUCCCGUGCUGCCCUUCCCCGAGCUCCCUCCUUCGCGGUGACUCAGUGCACGGCAGUUACUCAUCUCUCCAGAUACACAACUCUCUGGAAAAUGUGACUUGCGCCCUGAAAGCUUUCUCGACGUAGGAAGCUCCAACUCCCGGUAAACAGAGGAGACAAGAUGACUGAAAUCAGGGAAGGGAUU